AUGGCUUCCUCUCCAUCUACAGUCCUCAUCAUUGGCGCGAGCCGAGGCAUUGGACUCCAACUGGUUGAGAAAAGUCUGGCCAAAUAUCCCACCGCAGUGAUCUAUGCAACAGCCAGGUCACCCGCAACAGCUGUUGAUCUUCAAAAGCUGCACAAGGACCAUCCAAACCGCAUCCACAUCCUUGAGGUGGACGUCGCCAAUGCUUCCUCCAUACAUCUGUUGAAGGAAACUGUUUCCCAAACAACCUCAACUCUAGACCAAGUCAUCUACAAUGCCGGUGUCCUCAAGGGCCUUGGACCUCUGACCGCGGCCGGACUGGACGGCCUGAAAGAGAACAUGACGGUCAACUUGUUUGGUGCUUACGCGAGCGCCAUGGAGUUCUUCCCUUUUGUUGAGCGGUCUACUUAUCCUAAAAAGGUACUCACAUUCAUUGGGAGUAGCUUUGGAUCCAUUACCACUUUCAAGGAGAACUUUGAGAUGCACAACUUGAUUUUUGGGACAACUGGGGUGAACGUGACGGCUGCGUACGACAUUUCCAAGACUGCUGUGGAGCGACUUGCCUUUGAGCUUGAUCUGGAGCUUCGCCCAAAGGGUGUUCCAGUCCUCCUGAUUCAUCCGGGUCUUCCUAAGACCGAUAUGAACCCCAUGGGUAAUAUCACUGUCGAUGCUAGCGCAACUGGAGUCAUCGAUGUUAUUGGUGAGUAUGCCGCGGAUCGGGAGGAACGAUUCCUUGAUUAUCAGGGAAAGGCUGUUCCUCUGUAA
Molecule: messenger RNA, 762 nt
Organism: Penicillium canescens
Lineage: Eukaryota; Fungi; Ascomycota; Eurotiomycetes; Eurotiales; Aspergillaceae
Exons: 4
Coding region: 1-762 (253 amino acids)
Molecular function (GO): oxidoreductase activity, acting on the CH-OH group of donors, NAD or NADP as acceptor
Source: RefSeq, a predicted model, not a curated record